Messenger RNA from Nezara viridula (southern green stink bug), 4975 nucleotides. Lineage: Eukaryota; Metazoa; Arthropoda; Insecta; Hemiptera; Pentatomidae. The record is from the annotation of a GenBank genome assembly.
GUAUAAUGUGUGGAAUCAAGUAUAUAAUUUGUAUUUAUUAUCUUAUAUGUAUUCACAAUGUAGUUAGAUAUCACAAAAACAAUAUAGAUAAGAGUUUGAUUAAGAAGAUAACCUGGUAACAUCUUAACAAUGCUAUUCUUUGAUUUUAUAAAGUGUAAAUCAUAACGACAUAGUUUGUUAAAGUUUGAGUAAAAUAACUAAUAUUUAAUGUAAUAUAUUGUUCUUAAUUAAAAGCAUGAAUACGUUUGUGGUUACGUAACAUAUUGAGUGGGGGUACAAACCCGACCAGAUCCAACGCAGCUUUAGUUCAUACUGGUCUGUCACUUCUGAGUUCAAGGGCAGAAUUACUGAAAGUGAAACUGUAUCUGUAUUAGUUUCGAUUUAUCAGUACUGAGCUCGUGUCAGUAUUUUAGUAUCGGAUUUCAGAUAAGUAAUGGGUAUUAAAGACCAUCAGGGGACUUUGGUUUUCUUCGUCAACGGGAAAAAGGUUGUUGAUGACCAGGUAGAUCCAGAAUGGACACUGUUGUAUUAUCUCAGAUCCAAAUUACGCCUGACUGGUACAAAAUUAGGUUGUGCCGAAGGAGGAUGUGGAGCUUGCACGGUAAUGAUAUCAAAAAAGGAUCGAAAAAAAAAUGAGACUAUUCAUUUGGCUGUUAACGCGUGCCUCACACCAGUUUGUGCCGUCCACGGCGCUGCAGUCACCACCGUCGAAGGUAUAGGAAGCGUCGAGACCAAACUGCAUCCAGUGCAGGAGAGGAUAGCCAAAGCCCACGGUUCGCAAUGCGGGUUCUGUACUCCAGGUAUCGUCAUGUCCAUGUACAGUCUUCUCAGGUCUCUACCAGGCAAGCCUAACAUGAAGGAUUUAGAAGUAGCCUUUCAAGGAAACCUAUGCCGUUGUACUGGAUAUAGGCCUAUAAUUGAAGGAUACAAGACUUUUACGGAAGAAUAUGAACAGAUGCAACGUGCUGCCGUCAAUGGGACCUGUGGAUUAGGAGAGAAUUGCUGCAAAAAUAAGAAAUUAUUAACAAAUGGAAGCUGUUCGAAUGGAACUAAAUCAGAAAUUGCAAAUGGAAGCGAUGGUCCUAUGAAGCUGUUUGAUUCUUCUUCUUUUAUACCUUAUGAUCCUACACAAGAGCCUAUAUUUCCUCCAGAGCUAGCUGUAAGUGAUGAAUUAGACAGACAGUUUAUCAACAUUAAAGGGCCCAAAGUCACUUGGUACAGACCUGUUACUUUGGAACAACUUCUUGAUUUGAAAAAAUCAUUUCCGUCAGCAAAGAUUGUUAAUGGCAACACAGAAAUCGGGGUUGAGGUAAAGUUCAAAAAUUUUUUGUAUCCUGUCCUGAUUAUGCCAAACCAAAUUAAAGAACUUACGGAAGUAUCGGUGGAGGAGGAUAAAAUUAAGGUUGGUGCUGCUGUUACUCUUUCCGAGAUGGAAAAAGCCCUUCUUCAACAGAUGAAAACUGUGCCAUCUGAAAAAACAAGGAUCUUUGAGGCCAUCACAGAUAUGCUGCAUUGGUUUGCUGGAAAACAAAUACGAAACACUGGGACUGUCGGAGGAAACAUCAUGACAGGGAGCCCUAUUUCAGAUCUGAAUCCUAUAUUUAUGGCAGGUGGAUGUGAGCUCGAACUGAUUAGCAAAGAUAAUGGAAGACGGACAGUUCCUAUGGAUCACAAUUUCUGGACUGGCUAUAGGAGGAAUAUAGUCAAAGAAGAUGAAAUUUUAUUGGCUAUUUUCAUCCCUUUCACUGAAAAGAAUCAAUAUUUCAAAGCCUAUAAACAGGCUAAGAGAAGAGAUGACGAUAUUGCAAUCGUAAACGCUGCGUUCAAUGUCACUUUAAAUGGGAACAAAAUAACUAACAUCAAUAUUUCCUAUGGUGGUAUGGCACCAACUACAAUCUUAACAAAGAAAACAGCAUCAUUGUUAAUUGGAAAGGAAUGGAAUGAAUCAAUGCUAAAUGAAGCUUAUGAAUCGCUAAUGUUGGAAUUGCCCUUAAGUCCCGAAGCACCUGGCGGAAUGAUUUCUUACAGAAGAUCACUGACUCUAAGCUUAUUCUUCAAAUUCUAUCUAUACUUGAGCCAAAUACUUGAAGAAAAUGGUUUUUCGAACAAGUUACCUACUAACUAUCUCAGCGGAAAAGACCAAUUUCAUUCUCUGAUUCCUCAAAGCUCACAAUAUUUUACUAAGGUACCAUCAGAACAAAAGAAAAGUGACAUGGUUGGCCGACCAAUGGUUCAUAAAUCCGCUUUUAAACAAGCAACAGGUGAAGCAAUUUACUGUGACGAUAUUCCAAAAUUUGAGAACGAGUGUUUUCUCAAUUUUGUACUUAGUACCCGCCCUCAUGCUAAAGUAGUUUCUGUGGACGCCACCGAAGCUUUAGCGUUACCAGGAGUUAUUUCCUUCAUAUCUGCUAAAGAUAUUCCUCCUGAGCACAAUUUAUUUGGACCAAUCUUCCACGAUGAAGAAAUAUUUGCUUCUGAAAAGGUUGUGACCAAUGGACAGGCUAUCGGAGCAAUAAUAGCCGAUGAUCCGUUGACGGCGAGAAGGGCGUCAAAACUUGUUAAAAUUGAGUAUGAGGAUCUAGAACCUGUCAUUAUAUCCAUCGAGGAUGCUAUCAGAGAAGGAUCGUUCUUCAAUAAGGUUCCGAAACUUCUAAAAAAAGGAAAUGUUGAAGAAGCUUUUGAAACAGCCGAAAAUAUUAUUGAAGGAGAAGUUCGUGUUGGAGGUCAAGAGCAUUUCUACCUGGAAACGCAAGCUUGUAUAGCUGUUCCUAAAUAUGAAGAUGAUGAGAUGGAAUUGUAUUGUUCGACACAAAAUCCUACUGAAAUACAGCACCUGGUAGGCCACACUCUUGGUAUCCCUAGCAACAGGAUUGUGUGCAAGGUGAAGAGAAUGGGCGGAGGAUUUGGUGGCAAAGAGUCUCGGGCACCUCUCUUGGCCCUCCCCGUUGCUAUAGCAGCCAAAAAACUGAAGAGGCCGGUCAGGGCCAUGUUGGAUCGAGAUGAGGAUAUGGUUACCACCGGGCAAAGACAUCCAUUCUUAGGAAAAUAUAAAGUAGCCUUCACUAAAGAAGGAAAAUUAAUUGGCUGUGAAAUGAAACUGUAUAAUAAUGGUGGUUGUUCUAUAGACUUAUCUACUUCGAUUCUCGAUAGAGCGAUGUUUCACUUUGUAAAUUCUUAUUACAUCCCUAAUGUAGCUUGCUAUGGAUAUAGCUGUAAAACGAAUCUUAGCUCGAAUACCGCCUUCCGAGGUUUUGGAGGCCCGCAAGGCAUGUUUAUAGGUGAAACCAUGAUGACGCAUAUUGCUGAAACCUUGGGAAAAGAUGUCGAUGCAGUUAGAGAAAUCAACUUGUAUAAAGAAGGUGAUUUAACCCAUUUCAAUCAAGAAUUAACUUAUUGCAAUGUUCGACGUUGCUGGGAACAAUGUUAUGAAGACUUUUCUUAUAAAGCAAGGAAAGAAGAAGCUGAAAAGUUUAAUAGGUGCAAUAGAUGGAGGAAACGUGGUAUCGCAAUCGUGCCUACAAUGUUUGGGAUUUCCUUCACUACUUUGUUCCUGAAUCAAGGUGCCGCACUUGUUUUAGUGUAUACCGAUGGGUCGGUUCUACUCUCGCACGGUGGUACCGAAAUGGGGCAAGGUCUUCAUACUAAGAUGAUUCAGGUUGCUAGUAGAGCACUUGGUAUCAAUGAUAGUUACUUCCAUAUAUCGGAAACAUCUACCGAUAAAGUGCCAAAUACUUCACCAACUGCGGCGAGUGCUGGUUCUGAUUUAAAUGGAAUGGCUGUUCUGGCUGCUUGUGACAUUAUCAAUGAAAGAUUAAAACCGAUAAAAGAAGCAAAUCCUAAAGGAUCUUGGGAAGAUUGGGUGAAAUCUGCAUAUUUCGCUAGGAUCUCCCUCGCAGCGAGUGGUUUUUACAAAACACCAGAUAUCGGCUAUGACAUGAGUAAAAAUUCAGGAAUGGUUUUCAACUACUUCACGUUUGGCGCUGCCUGUGCUGAAGUUGAGAUUGAUUGUUUGACUGGAGAUCAUCAAGUGCUUAAAUCCGAAAUAGUGAUGGACUUGGGAGAAAGCUUGAACCCCGCGAUCGACAUAGGCCAGAUCGAAGGUGCCUUCGUGCAGGGCUACGGCUUGUUCACUCUCGAAGAGUCUAUUUACUCUCCGAAGGGCGUGCUGUACUCGAGAGGUCCCGGAAUGUACAAGAUCCCUGGAUUCGCAGAUAUCCCGGCAGAAUUCAAUGUCUCUCUUCUGAAAGGUGCUCCUAAUCCUCGUGCCAUCUAUUCCUCAAAGGCAGUUGGUGAGCCUCCGUUGUUCUUAUCUUCUUCCGUAUUCUUUGCUAUAAGAGACGCCAUUAAGGCUGCAAGAAGCGAAUCAGGCCUCGAAGGAUAUUUCAGACUAGACUCUCCUGCGACUGCGGCCAAGAUCAGGAUGGCUUGUGUCGACGAAAUCACAAAUAAGUUCCCGGAACCUAAGCACAAAUACGUACCAUGGAAUGUUACUGUUUAAGGUGGCAUGCAAAGGAACAUAAUUUUUUUCUUAAUUUCAUUCAUAAAAGAUCCUGUAAGGGAUAAACCAUUCAUUAUCCCACUAUUUAAUUAUUAAUUUUUCCUAAAAAUGGUGCUUGUAGUGUAAUUCUCCAUAAGACUGAAAAACAAAAUUAAAUUUGAAAAUAUUUUGGUUUUUAGUCAUAUUAAUUUUUAAGAAGCUUGCUCAAUUUACUAAUAAUUUUCUUUCCUACACACUAGAUAUGAGUAUUUUUUAUUGUGAAAUAUAGUUUAAAAUAUGUAUUUUUAUCUGUAUUUACUGUUAUACAUAACCCAAUGUGCCAUUAAAAAUUAAAAUUAAUUAUAAAAGUUAUAAUUUUUUCAUUAAUAUUACAGUUGAGAUUAUUUAAUAGUUAAAUAUUCAUGUAAAAAAUGAAAAUUAAUAUACUUAUUAAAUGUAAUUUUUUAAAAAUAAAUAUUAUGUUAUUACUUUGCUUUA